Molecule: messenger RNA, 2858 nt
Organism: Neolamprologus brichardi
Lineage: Eukaryota; Metazoa; Chordata; Actinopteri; Cichliformes; Cichlidae
Gene: fancc
Product: FA complementation group C
Biological process (GO): cellular response to oxidative stress; nucleotide-excision repair; interstrand cross-link repair
Cellular component (GO): Fanconi anaemia nuclear complex
Source: RefSeq, a predicted model, not a curated record
CCAAUUGUCUUCUUCCAUACGCGGAACCCCGGUUGAAGAGGGAAGUUCAGUUUGUUUUCAUCGAGUCACAAAUAGCUUUCCUUCUUCUCCGAAGUCAUAAAGAAUGAUUGGAUACAGUUGACAUCUGCUCCGUGGAGAUUUUAGUCUAACGGCUAUACGUCUCAUUUACAGCUCCUCAGUAAAUUUUCAUUGACCAGCAGCCAAAUGUCUGAGCAGCAGCCACUGAGCCAGCCCCUGCAAACUGAAGAGUCAUUGCUGAAUGACCAGGAGAUGCAGUUCUGGCUGGACAAAGCAGUGGCAUGGGGCCAGGCUGACAGUCCGGACACGCAGAAAGACACCUGCCUACAUAUGAGCAGACUCAGGGAUUUCCUCCAGCAGCUUCUCACACAAGUGAACAGCAUGAGCUCAACAACAGAAACCAUGAAGAGGCUGCCCUUCUUAGGCCAGCUUUUGGGUCGGCUGUGCUGGAAUCCUUAUGUCACCGUGUGUGAUACAAGCAGAGGGCUGCUGCUUGGGUGUCUUUGGGGACUGUACUCAGAGCAUCCAAGCAAUGCUGUGGAGAAAAAAGCCAACCAGUGGAUACGGAAAGUAUUGUGUCAGCUUUCCACAGAAGAAGAUGACACUGCAGCACAAGCGUUAAUGAAGUGUACGGGUGUACCAGCUAAAGAGUACCACCUUAAAGUCCUGAGAAAGAAGGUGGCGCUGCUGCAGGAAAACGUUGGACAAAGCUGCACAUUAUUUAACAGUCAGAGGUGUUCAUGUGACAGGAUUGUGGAUAUAUCAGAGGCAUGCAUCCCCAUUGUCACUUGUCCUGAGGCAUCUUCUCUCAUUAGCGUAUUGCUACAGCGGCCGGUGGCUUGUGUCACAGAAGUUCUCAGUGAAGACUUUCUGAAUGCUUUGACCUCUGCUUACUCAAGGCAGGGUUUGGCAUUGGAGGAGCAGGCCUUGGUAUCUCUGUGGUAUCACAGCUUCUCCAGCCUGGAAGAAGCAGUCCUCAGUCUGUUGCAGUCUGUUAUAACUACAGGGUUAACGCCACAGAAGCUAGAGCAACAAGUAGCACAGUCACUGCUGCUUAAAGCUUGUGCUCAGCACUGCUCAAUAUUCUUGGUUGUAAAUGACAUCUUUAGGUCCGUCCUUAAGCAAGCUGAAGGAAAUGAGUCUGUUAAGACUCUGGUCCAAACCUUUACCAAGUGUUUCCUGAGGGAACUGGCACUGCUGAAGCCUCAGACAAGCAUAUCUGUGAAAGCCUUCUUCCCACAGUCGCCUUCAAGUCUGCUGGUUCCCCUCUUGACGAUGCCAUCAGAGAUGCCUCAGGGGGCUUGGAGAAAUCACCUGAACUGGCUGAGCAGCUCAUUACAGAGACUGACAGAGGAGGAAGAGGAGGGAGACGGCAGAAGCACCAGGGGGCACCACAACGUGUUUGAGGCCUGGUUCCUGCUGGUUCAGUGUGCCCACUGGGUACAGGUGGCUGUCCAGCUGCUGGCCACAUCUGGGACUGAAGAUGGUGAUCCCUUCCUGUGGCUGUUGAUAUUCUACCACUACCCCACCAAGAGGUGGCACCACAGAGCUUCACGGCUGGCACAGGCCAAAGAAGCUUGGAACCACAUACGCACUCUUUUCUCAGGCGCAGCUCAUCCUCUUCCCAGCGACCGCCUGCAGUCACUGGACACGCUGGUUUCACCACAACCUGAGCAGCAAUCACUUGCUCCAUCAUUGACUGUCAGCCUUUUGGUUAAUGUUGCCGUUUUCUGCCAGCUACCACCAAGUGGCUCAGCAGAGGUUUUACAGGCGGUGGUGGAUCAGUCUGGUCUGCUUGAUGAAGCAGCAUGUGUUCUCAGCUCACUGGAGCUCAGACUAAACGAAGGAUGCUGUUUAUCAAGAGACACAGUUCAUCUAAGGAUCAAGGAACUUCAAAAGACGAUAACGCAAAUGCAUUCAGAGUGAGCAAUAGGCACACACGCACAAUUACAUACAAAAUUGUACAAAACCAUGCAACUGUGAGCUCAUCCCUGGGCUUUUAGCUCGUUUGCAGAAUAACAAAUAGCCAUGCUCUCUUGUUGAUAUACCGUGGAGCGGUGACAGGACUGUGUCAAAACAACGGAGCCAGGUCACAAUUAGACAUACGCACACAAAACACAACUGCCGAGGCCCGCAAGGACACUCGGCGUGACAGAACACGCUGCAUAGCAGCAGCAGCAGCUCGUGCGACGUGUCAGAGUCCUCCCACUCUCAUAAUUGCCUCACAAUAUAAAUCCUUCAUGCUACACAUGCCGACUGUAAGACGUAGGUUUGUGGGGAGGAAAGCCAAAUGCCAGUUAUCGUCGUGUAAUUACUGUUUCUGGCUUGAAAAACAUGCUCUAACAGUGCUGAGUGUAUGUUAAAUGUAAAUGAUUAAUGUCACUCAUGCAGAUAUUUCUGUAUGUACAUUUUAAAUAGCUUUAUUGUUUGUAAAGCUCAAGGUAUAGGUCACAUUUGAUUUAAAACUGGAAGCAAACGGUGCUUUUAGAUUACACUUAUUGUUACUACUAGCUGACUGCUGCUGGAGUUGGACAGAAUGUAAACAAAUACAUAUGCAUGUGCAUGUAUUUAUGCAAACUAUGCAUGUAUAGUUUGUAGAAGAAUUAAUUUUUGGCUUCUUUCAUUAUUCAAGAAAUAGUUUUUGUUGUAUGAUGCAUCAUUCAAAUGAAAAAUUAGAGUGAUUUCUGGAAUUUGUGUGCUUAAAAAUGCCAUUGAACCAUUAAGUAUUAGCAGAACAUUAGUGCUGCGCUGUUUUUUUGUUUUUGUUAUUUUUAUGCUCUGGAUUUGUGAAACAAAAGAUAUACAUCCUCAUAUUAAUCAAUUAAAUGCACUUGUUAUGA